Schistocerca americana (American grasshopper) is the source of this 951-nucleotide messenger RNA. RefSeq lists its product as uncharacterized. NCBI's taxonomy places the organism in Eukaryota, Metazoa, Arthropoda, Insecta, Orthoptera, Acrididae. Bases 1 to 951 code for a protein of 316 amino acids. The record is from RefSeq and is a predicted model, not a curated record. The transcript has 3 exons.
AUGCACCAACAAGGAAGCUGUUCGCCACCUGCCCGCGAGGCAGUCCAUAGUUCGCCGGAUACGUCGCUGCCAACAGAUUUAACACCAAGAAAACGAAAGCUGACACAAAGAAUUAAUGAGCAAAAGUUAAAAUUGGCAAAGCAGAGGAAAAAACUGUGGAGAAUGCGACAUCUUGCCACGAAGAAGCCUGAUGUAAAAGCUGUGGCAACAGAGGCUGUUAAGCAUAUGUCUCCAAAAUGUGGAACAUUAUUUGGUAUGCAGCUUCUACACAAGCCUUUCACUCCUUGGACAGAAGCGGAGAGACGGCUGUCGUUGAGUUUAUUUUAUAAAAGUCCUGCUGCAUAUGACCACUUAAGAAGAGAAGUUGGAAUGAAACUACCUUCGAAAAAAAUUAUUCAGAAGUGGGUCAGUGAAAUGGAUAUUAUAGCGGGCACAGAAACUAAACUAUUUGAACAUCUUGUAGUAAAAGUGAAGACAAUGGAUGAUAGUUGCCGAGAUUGUGUAUUGGUGUUCGACGAAAUGAGUGUGAGGAAGUGUCUCAGCUACUGCGCUAAGUAUGAUGUCGUUGAGGGCUAUGAAGAUUUUGGUAGCCUCGGACGUACGUCUAAGGUGGCAACACAGGCUCUCAUGUUCCUUGUUCGUGGGCUGCGUCAAAAAUGGAAAUUACCUGUUGCCUAUUUUACGUCUUGUAAACAGACCAAAUCUGAUGUAAUGAAACAGUUGCUGUUCGUUGUAUUAGAGAAACUUUUUACUGUUGGUUUAAAGGUUCGUUGCAUUGUUUGUGACCAAGGGUCCAAUAACCGUUCAUUAGUGCGUGAUCUCGGCGGCCGUUUAGCGGGCAGCGUCGCUCUCCGUGUCGUCCCGGGACACGGCGCAGGAAUGCGACUCAUUACAAGGGCCGCCUGCCGACGAGGGAAAGAGGGGGGCGGGGGGCAGGGGGCGCGCUCCUAA